GUUGAACUGUAUUAGUUCAAAUGUCUAGAAGAGUUGUCAUUACAGGUUUAGGGUUGGUCACGCCAUUGGGUGUUGGAGUACCUGUGACUUGGAGAAAUUUAAUUGCAGGAAAGAGUGGUAUCAUAUCGACAACUUCUUUACCUAAUUAUGAAAAAGAUGGUUGGGAUAAGAUACCUUCGAAAGUUAUAGGAAAAGUGCCUCAUGGCUCAUUGACAGAAGGGAAAUGGGAUCCUGAAGAUCAUUUUGAAAGGGGUGAAGCACGAAGAUUAGCUUUAUUUGCUCAAUAUGGUUUAGCUGCUACUAAAGAAGCACUUGAAGAUUCUAAAUUAAUCAAUGAUACUGAUACUCCUAAGGAUAGAAUUGGAGUAGCAGUUGGAAGUGGGAUAGGAUCAUUUCAUGAUUUAUAUGAGAAUGCUAUAGGAUUUAAUGAAUCUGGAUAUAGGAAAGUUCAGCCAUUAUUUGUACCAAAGUUACUUACAAAUAUGGCUGCUGGUAAUAUAUCAAUUAAAUAUGGAUUUCAAGGUCCUCUCCAUUCUGUAUCAACUGCUUGUGCUACAGGAUUACAUGCUAUAGGUGAUGCUUAUAAUUUUAUUAAGAACGACUAUGCCGAUGUCAUGAUUUGUGGAGGUACGGAAUCAUCUAUUCAUCCAUUGGCUUUAUCUGGAUUUGCUCGUGCCAGAUCUGUAACUACUGAAUUUAAUGAUACCCCUGAAAAAGCAAGUCGUCCAUUCGAUGCUAAUAGGAAUGGAUUUGUUUUGGGUGAAGGUUCUGGUAUAGUUGUUAUAGAAAGUUUAGAGCAUGCUUUAAAAAGAGGUGUGAAUCCAGACAAUAUAUAUGCAGAAAUUAAAGGUUAUGGACUUUCAGGUGAUGCACAUCAUAUAACUGCGCCUUUAGAAAAUGGAGAUGGGGCAUAUCGGUCAAUGAAGAUAGCUGUUGAAAGAAGUGGAAUUAAUGUUAAUGAUAUUGAUUAUAUUAAUGCACAUGCUACUUCAACAGUCAUUGGAGAUAGGGCUGAAAACAAUGCUAUGGUUCGAUUAUUUGGUGAUAACACUAACAAUGUUGCUGUAUCUUCUAACAAAUCAUCUAUUGGACACUUAUUAGGUGCUGCAGGAGCUGUUGAAUCAAUAUUUACCAUUAAAGCUAUUAAAGAUUCCAUUGUACCACCUACCCUUAAUCUUGAUCAAAUUGGUCAACAUAAAGAAGACUCACAAUCUUUGUUUAAAUUCGAUUACGUACCUAAUGUCGCCAAAUCCAAAGAUAUCAAUUAUGCCAUUUGCAAUUCAUUUGGAUUUGGUGGAGUCAACGCCACGGUAUGUUUCAAGAAAUUCUCUUGAAAAUCACUAAUAGUAAGCAUCAACUACGUGUACUACAUGUAACUACUUUGUAUAUGUAAUCAUGGCCUAACGACAAUAUACGACUGAUUUACUGAUCACAUCCCAGUAGCUGCAGUAGUAGGCUCGGCAUAUGAAUGUGUGGGCUAAACUUAGGCAACAAUCAAUUGCUAUAGUCACUAGUAAAAAGUAUGAGCCGAAGAGCAAAUGAAAUGAUUCGCAACUGUGGUUCAAACCUAAAUUGUAUUUUCUCACUCGUUUGGUGAUAAUGCAAAAUUUCUAUUUUGUUGCAAUAUUUUUCUCUACCCUUUUUCUGAGGUGCAUGUCUUGGACAGUGUGGAUUUUAGUUAUUAAAUUUUCCCGGCUUCGGUUCGGGAAUUAUAUGGUAGUAAAUAAGAAAACUAUUACAAGGUCGUAUACCUAUUUAGUCUUAUUUUGUUAUAUGUAGUCCUCUUUACUUUGUACUUCUAAUUUCGUAAUACUUUG
This is a messenger RNA of Scheffersomyces amazonensis, 1817 nucleotides long. RefSeq names its product fatty acid synthase (gene CEM1). Gene Ontology annotation, molecular function: 3-oxoacyl-[acyl-carrier-protein] synthase activity. Gene Ontology annotation, cellular component: mitochondrion. Lineage: Eukaryota; Fungi; Ascomycota; Pichiomycetes; Serinales; Debaryomycetaceae. The record is from RefSeq and is a predicted model, not a curated record. Bases 21 to 1334 code for a protein of 437 amino acids. The transcript has a single exon. Gene Ontology annotation, biological process: fatty acid biosynthetic process.